This is a messenger RNA of Ctenocephalides felis (cat flea), 393 nucleotides long. RefSeq names its product larval cuticle protein LCP-17-like. Lineage: Eukaryota; Metazoa; Arthropoda; Insecta; Siphonaptera; Pulicidae. Bases 1 to 393 code for a protein of 130 amino acids. Gene Ontology annotation, cellular component: chitin-based extracellular matrix. Gene Ontology annotation, molecular function: structural constituent of chitin-based larval cuticle. The transcript is spliced from 2 exons. The record is from RefSeq and is a predicted model, not a curated record.
AUGAACAAAUUGGUAAUCCUUUUCGCCGUCGUGGCUGUUGCCAGCGCCGCCACCCGUUAUGGCACAGAUGAAAGAACCGCCGAAGUCCUCCGCCAAACCGCUGACGUCCACCCCGAAGGAUACGCCUUCAACUACGAAACCUCCAACGGUCUCACCGCUCAAGAACAAGGCCAACUCCAAGGCGAAGCCGUCGUAGUCCGCGGAUCCUUCAAAUACCCAUCACCCGACGGUACCCCAAUUGAGGUCACCUACGUCGCCGACGAAAACGGAUUCCAACCCCAAGGUGCCCAUUUGCCAACUGCACCACCAACCCCAGAACAUGUCCUCAGGGCCUUGGAAUACAUCCGCACCCACGCCCCAAGGGAGGUUCCCGGACAAAGGAGACACUUCUAA